Messenger RNA from Paramecium sonneborni, 198 nucleotides. The record is from the annotation of a GenBank genome assembly. NCBI's taxonomy places the organism in Eukaryota, Ciliophora, Oligohymenophorea, Peniculida, Parameciidae.
AUGGAAGAUCAAUAAAAAAAAUUGAAUAACGAAUUAAUUAAGAUAGCAUUACUUUCUAAAUUUAAAAUAUAAAGACUUAAUCUGAUAAAUAAAUAUAGGAGUCUAAAUUAUAAAAUAAUUAAUAAAUUUAUUACUCAACCUUAUUUAAUUAAACGUAGAUUAAUUUGGAUGAAGUUAAAAGUUAAAAUAAUUGAUUGA